AUGUUUUCAGUUGGAUUUGAGUUAGGACUCAAGAAGAGUGCUGCAACAGCAGCAUCCAGUUGCGAUGUAACAGGAGCAGCAGCCUCAACAGGGCUCGGCAUUGUUCAUCGGUCGUCAUCGCCUCGAGACCAAACCUCGACUCCAACCUCAGCCACCGUAGCCUCAACCUCAACCUCAGCCACAGCAAGCACCUCUUCUGCAGCAGCCUGUUCCAGCACUACUACCGCAUUGGCAUCACAUCAACUCCAGCAGCAGCAGAAACGCGCUUCAAGAAACGUUAAUCCGAAUUGUGCAGCCCAAAAUCACCACCAGCAGAUAUCCAGUGCUGCUGCUGCAGCGCUAAAUCACCACCAGCAACAUCGCCAACCCCUAUCGAAACCAACCACGUUAAAACCACCGCAUACAGUUCGCUCAUCACGAGAGAAAAGGCAAGCAAUCGAUUUUUCAUGA
Molecule: messenger RNA, 450 nt
Organism: Anisakis simplex (herring worm)
Lineage: Eukaryota; Metazoa; Nematoda; Chromadorea; Rhabditida; Anisakidae
Source: the annotation of a GenBank genome assembly